CGCAUAUACGCAGAGGCGCUUUUUAACAUAAAAUAGAUAAAUGUCCCGAGACUUUACUAUCUAAUUCACUACAACAUUAAUAAUGAAAGCCCGCAUGUGAUCAUUUUCGUGUUCAUUAAUGAGGGAGUGACGAACGGAUUGCUAAAAAAAAAAAAAAUAUAAUCGUCUUAUAAUAACAAAAAAAAAACCUGAGUGUAUUUUUCAAUGGAUUCAAAAAUACCAAGUGUAGUGAAUGAAAAUAAUUUGGUGACUAGUAAAAUAAUUCAUAUUAAUUGGUCUUUAUCCUGAUAAAUUAAUUAACGUAGUAAUAUUAAAUAAAAUAAAUGUAAAAAUGAUUUUGAUACACGAUUGAAUCUCCAAAGAGUUACUCGGUUGCAGUAAACGCAAGAUUAAAGUCCACAGUGACUACAGUAUAUUAAAAAAAAAAAAUAAUAAUAACUUGAAGUAAUUUAUAAAUAAAUAAAAAAAAUGUUACCUAGGUGUUGAAAUAAAUAUUAAUAUUUUAGAGGAAAUAAUUAAAAAAAUAAUAUAAAAUAUGCAAUCUAUUUAUUGGACUGGACGACUUUUAUCAAGAGCACUUUGGAAUGGUAUUUCCAGUUAUACAACUUGUGCAGACCCAGUUGUCAAAAAACGCGAAGCUUCACUAGUAUCUGCCGUUUGCGGAUUCCCAAAAGAUUUAUCACGUGGAAGAAUUAGAAAAGGACAAUUUGGUGAUGAUGCCUGGUUUACUGCUAAAUUUAAAGCUCUUGAAGUUAUUGGAGUUGCAGACGGUGUUGGUGGUUGGCGUCAUUAUGGCAUCGACCCAGGUGAAUUUUCAAGUUAUUUAAUGAAAGCCUGCGAACGUCUAGUCUCCUUAGGAAAAUUUGUGCCCCAUGAACCAGCAGGUUUAUUAGCAAAAAGUUAUUACGAACUGUUAGAAAAUAAACAGUCUAUUCUAGGAAGUAGUACUGCGUGUGUUAUCGUUUUAAACAAAGAAACUAGUAGCAUAUAUGCAGCUAAUAUUGGAGACAGUGGUUUUGUUAUUGUAAGAAAAGGUAAAGUUGUUCACCGCUCAUCUGAACAACAGCAUUACUUUAAUACGCCGUUUCAACUAUCGUUACCACCUCCUGGACACUCUGACUUAGUUCUGAGUGAUAGUCCAGAGUCCGCAGAUACAUCGACGUUCGGCGUAGAGGAUGGCGAUGUUAUACUCUUAGCAACAGACGGUGUCUUCGAUAAUGUCCCUGACCAAUUACUAGUCACAGAGAUGAGGAAAGUCGAAGGUGAAAGAGAUCCUACUAAAAUACAAGGCGUAGCUAAUACGAUAGCUUGGAUGGCGCGUAGUCUUGCUUUUGAUGGUAAUUUUUUGUCGCCUUUUGCUCAAAGUGCCAGAAAAAAUGGUAUUGAAGCUAUAGGAGGCAAGCCAGAUGACAUCACGGUGCUGCUUGCUACAAUUGCAAUGUAAUUAAUUAGUUAAUAGACAUGUACGAUUCCCCUCCUGACACUUGAUCACUUGUAUUAUAGUUCAUCUUCAUGUCAUACGUAUAUACUUUAUAUAAAUUUAUUAUAGAUUAUUUCACUUAAAAUUGUACUCCACUAGAAUCAUUAAAUUAUUUAAUGAAAUGUGGCGAAAAAAAA
This is a messenger RNA of Cotesia glomerata, 1617 nucleotides long. RefSeq names its product protein phosphatase PTC7 homolog. The coding region runs from base 536 to 1444 and encodes 302 amino acids. The record is from RefSeq and is a predicted model, not a curated record. Lineage: Eukaryota; Metazoa; Arthropoda; Insecta; Hymenoptera; Braconidae. The transcript has 5 exons.